AACCAGUUGUUAGUCUAAAUCCACAUGCGAUAAGGUCAACAAGUCUAAAAUGAAUUCGGAUGAAGUUACGGACGUUCUUGUAUUUUUUGUGAAUGGAAAGAAGGUCGAAGAUAGUGCGGUUGACCCAGAAUGGACACUGUUACAAUACCUGAGAAACAAAUUGAGAUUGUGCGGGACGAAAUUAGGAUGCGCAGAAGGUGGAUGCGGCGCUUGUACCGUCAUGGUAUCAAAAUACGACAGGACAAGAAGAAAAGAAAUUCAUUAUCCCGUGAACGCGUGUUUGGCACCGGUGCUUUCGAUGCACGGUUUGGCAGUGACAACAGUAGAAGGCAUCGGCUCAACAAGAACUAAACUCCAUCCAGUGCAAGAACGUAUUGCCAAAGCCCACGGUUCGCAAUGCGGCUUUUGCACCCCAGGAAUUGUCAUGUCCAUGUACACCCUUCUAAGAAACUCCCCCAAACCGUCCAUGAAACAAAUGGAAGUGGCAUUCCAAGGUAACCUUUGCAGAUGCACUGGAUACAGACCAAUCAUCGAAGGCUACAGAACCUUCACCGAAGAGUGGGAAUUGCAACAACAGGUGGGAACAAUGAAAAACGGGAACGGUAUGGUAAAUGGGUGCGGCAUGGGCGAUAAGUGUUGCAAGCUACAAAACAACAAAUCCGAUGAAGAAGUUUUGUUUAAGACCAGUGAAUUCACGCCUUACGAUCCGUCGCAAGAACCCAUUUUCCCACCAGAAUUGAAACUGUCCAACAAGUACGACCGACAGUAUCUUAUAGUCAAAGGCACCAACGUCACCUGGUAUAGACCAACCAAAUUAUGCGAAGUUCUGGAUCUUAAAGCGAAAUAUCCAGCAGCCAAAAUCGUUGUGGGUAACACUGAAGUAGGGGUCGAAGUCAAAUUUAGAAACAUUAUCUAUCCUGUGAUCAUACAACCUGUGCAAAUUACCGAGAUGUUGCAGCUGCAACAAGUUGCAACGGGUGUUAGAAUUGGUGCGGCUGCUACAUUAAUCGAUGUAGAAAAUUAUUUGAGGGAAGUCAUCAAGAAAGAAGGCGAAAGCAAAACGAGGAUUUAUGCCGCUAUGGUUGAUAUGCUCAAUUGGUUUGCCGGUAAACAAAUUCGAAGCGUUGGUGCUCUUGGUAGCAAUAUCAUGAAUGGCAGUCCAAUUUCGGAUAUGAUUCCACUUCUCAUUGCGGCAAAAGUGCAACUAGAACUCCACAGUAAAAAUGGUACUAGAACAGUUAUCAUGGAUGACAAGUUCUUCACAGGUUACAGAAGAUCAAUUGUAAAGCAAGAGGAAUUACUAGUAUCAAUACUAGUACCGUUUACUUCAGAAAACCAGUAUUUCCAAGCAUAUAAACAGGCUCGUAGACGAGAAGACGACAUAGCUAUUGUAAAUCAAGCUGUAAAAGUUACAUUUAAACCAAAAACUGAUAUAAUCGAAGACAUUUCGUUUGGAUUUGGCGGUAUGGCUGCCACGGUUAAAAAUGCCCCGAAAACUGAGCAAACAUUAAAGGGCAUGGCUUGGAACCAAAAAACCUUGGAAGUUGCUUAUGAUUGUCUGCUGGAGGAUUUGCCUUUGGAUCCGGGAGCACCCGGGGGUAUGAUAAACUAUAGAAAAUCACUGGCGCUUAGCCUGUUCUUUAGAUCGUACCUGGCGAUCUCCAAACAAAUCUCUCAGAUCCUCCCAAAUUUGAGGCUGGAUGCCAGAGAAUUGUCGGGAAUACAUGGAUUCCACGGCGGGGAACUAAAGAGUUCCCAGUACUUUACAGUAGUACCGGAUACUCAAUCCAAAAACGACGCGUUGCAAAGGCCUAUUGUACACAUGUCCGCUUAUAAACAAGCGGCAGGCGAGGCGGUCUAUUGCGAUGACAUCUCCCCAUUCAAUGAUGAAUUGUAUUUAGCUUUCGUGCUUAGUACCAAACCUCAUGCCAAAAUCAUUAACAUUGAUGCCACUGAAGCUUUGGCGAUGAAGGGAGUGCAUGACUUUGUGUCUGCCAAAGAUAUUAGUAAACAGCAUAACGUAUGGGGAUCUGUUAUACAUGAUGAGAAAGUGUUUUAUUCCGAUGAGGUAACCAGCCAAGGACAAAUCAUUGCAGCUAUUGUGGCUGACAAUCAAACCAUUGCUCAAAGAGCGGCUAAAAAAGUUAAAGUAGAAUAUGAAGACAUUCAGCCAGUUAUUAUAACGAUAGAGGACGCGAUCAAGCACGAAUCUUACUUCGAUCACCCCUUCUGUUCGACCAGAUUUAGACAAAUUGUUAAGGGUGACGUUGAAAAAGUAUUCAAAAAAGCUAAGCACGUUUUGGAAGGCGAAUGUCGGAUGGGCGGUCAAGAACAAUUCUAUCUUGAAACCCAAGGUGUUAUCGCUGUACCAAAAACUGAAGAUGGAGAAAUGGAAAUCUUUUCAUCAACUCAAAACCCAACUGAAGUUGCUAAAUUGGUGGCGGAAGUUUUGGGUGUGCAACAAAACAAAGUUCAUUGUAAAGUUAAACGUCUGGGGGGAGGUUUUGGAGGUAAAGAGUCGAAAGCGGCGAUGAUUGCUAUUCCAGUUUGCGUGGCUGCUAGAAAACUUGGUCGACCCAUAAGAUGUAUGCUUGAUAGAGAUGAGGACAUCAUUAUGACCGGCGCCAGACAUCCCUUCAAGUUUAUUUAUAAAGUCGCUUUUGAUGAUGAUGGAAAAAUCCUCGCUUUAGACGCAAAAGUCUACAACAACUGUGGUUACGCCUUAGACUUGUCAUUAUCCGUUUUGGAACGGGCCAUGACACAUAUAGAAAACGCCUACAAAAUUCCGGUGGUCAAACUGAUUGGUUACCCUUGUAAAACAAAUUUACCAUCCAAUACAGCGUUCAGAGGGUUCGGUGGACCGCAAGGCAUGUAUGCUGCAGAAUGUAUCCUGCAGGAUAUCGCCGAUUAUUUGAACAAAGAUCCUGUCAAGCUCAGUGAACUUAAUCUGUACAAGGAAGGCGACACCACACACUAUAACCAGAAACUAAUUAAUUGCACAUUAGAUAAAUGUUGGAAGGAGUGCAUCGAAUCGUCGAGGUACUACGAGAAGAGGAAACAAGCCGAAAAAUUCAACAGGGCAAACAAGUAUAAGAAAAGAGGUCUAAGUGUUGUGCCAACAAAAUACGGUAUAGCUUUCACUGCACCCUUUUUGAAUCAAGGUGGGGCGUUGAUUUUGGUAUAUACUGAUGGUUCAGUACUUUUAUCUCAUGGUGGAGUGGAAAUGGGUCAAGGAUUGUACACUAAAAUGAUUCAGGUUGCCAGCAGAACUCUAGAAAUACCCGUCGACUUGAUACACACCAGCGAAACUUCAACAGACAAAGUACCGAACACUUCUCCAACUGCUGCCAGUUCAGGAUCCGAUCUCAAUGGCAUGGCAGUUAUGCAAGCCUGUCAGACGAUUAAGGAUAGGCUGAAGCCGUACAGGGAACAAUACCCAGACAAGGACUGGAAAUUCUGGGUCAGCAAAGCCUACUUCGACAGAGUUAGUCUUUCAGCAACCGGUUUUCACAAAACCCCGGACAUUGGGCACAAUUGGGAAACCGGUGAAGGUAACAUGUUCAACUACUUCACUUACGGAGUGGCUUGUACGGAAGUGGAAAUCGAUUGCCUCACCGGCGACCACCAAGUACUAAGCACCGAUAUUGUGAUGGACCUGGGUGAGAGUUUGAACCCCGCAAUCGACAUAGGCCAAAUCGAAGGCGCGUUCAUGCAAGGAUACGGUUUGUUCGUCCUCGAGGAGAUGGUUUACUUCCCCAACGGGGCGACGUUCACCAGAGGUCCGGGUACUUACAAACUGCCUGGAUUUGCGGACAUUCCGCUGGAAUUCAACGUGUCUUUGCUUAAGGGCGUGUCGAAUCCCAGGGCCGUUUAUUCGUCAAAAGCUGUCGGGGAACCUCCACUGUUUCUUGCUAGUACGGUACUGUAUGCGAUUAAGGAUGCCGUAAAAGCUGCCAGGCAGGAAACUGGUGUUAAAGGUCAAGUUAAAAUUGAUUCGCCCGCUACUUCUGCGAAAAUUCGAAUGGCUUGUUUGGAUAAUAUUACCUCAAAGAUGACUGUACCUGAACCUGGAUCCUUCAAACCGUGGAAUGUUGUAGCUUAAAUUUGUGAUUUUAUUUAUAAUUCCCAAAUAAAGAUAUUUUUGUUAA
Molecule: messenger RNA, 4148 nt
Organism: Aethina tumida (small hive beetle)
Lineage: Eukaryota; Metazoa; Arthropoda; Insecta; Coleoptera; Nitidulidae
Gene: ry
Product: xanthine dehydrogenase
Exons: 10
Coding region: 50-4102 (1350 amino acids)
Molecular function (GO): FAD binding; molybdopterin cofactor binding; iron ion binding
Source: RefSeq, a predicted model, not a curated record